Molecule: messenger RNA, 981 nt
Organism: Melitaea cinxia (Glanville fritillary)
Lineage: Eukaryota; Metazoa; Arthropoda; Insecta; Lepidoptera; Nymphalidae
Exons: 3
Coding region: 13-444 (143 amino acids)
Source: RefSeq, a predicted model, not a curated record
AUAUUUAAUAAGAUGUGGCGAUCGGUCUUUUUUGUAAUAUUUUUAGUGACGGCUUCUGUAAUAACUGCACCUGCAAAUGUUUAUACUCGCGGCCCGCAAUAUACUAUUAGUACAGAGCCAAAUCGCCACAAACCAUUCCUAGAAGUUCGUAACGCCACAUACCACGGGAUUGGGCCACGUGAAGAAGCCCGCGCAAUGUGCUCUGUCAAGACGCAAGAGGUGAAUGCAACGGCUAAUGCAACGAUUACAAGGCGUUUACACGGAGUUGUUACUUCAAGAGAACUUCACAGCUCGAUUCAGCGUCUAGAGGUGAUAAUAUUCGGGCAGAUGCAGCAAUUGUGGCAGAGCUUAGACGCGUUGCGUACACAAUUAAACACUAACUCACAAUUAUCCUUUCCGGAUCGACGAAGUAUUUCUUUUAGAUACAGACCUAAUGUUAUUUAAUUGCUCUUUGUAUUGUAUUAGUAUGCAAAGUUUUUAAGCUUUCACGGACACUACUAACAUUUAAACGGGAAAUACUGUUAUUUAUUUUUUGAGAUUCCCAAUAUUUCGGCUAUUUUCAGACACUAUAUUGACUAGUUUUCUAGGAAUACUGUGAAUCUCAAAAUAAUAAUCGAUUUAAGGAUAAAUCAAAAUGUUAGAAGUAAAUAUACUAAGAUUCGAGUAUUAUUUAAUAAACAGAAAAAUAGAGCGUUAAAGAUAAACGACGUUAAAUUUUUUCACAUCAUCUGAAAGAUGUUCUGAGAUGACAUCAUUUAAGGAAGGCGAUACUGCAACUAAGUACUCUUAAACAAAAAUUAAGUCGAAUAACUAAACAAAACAUUGCAAAAAUUUAAAUUAGGAUAAAAUGUUCUUUUUUUUCUGCGACAAUUUUUAUCUCACAUUAAUUUAUUGUAAUCCUUUGUUCGAAAAUGUAUUUAUAUGCGUAUUAACACUAAUUCAUGCAAAAAAGCGAGAACAUGACUUACCGGAAACGUGAAA